Molecule: messenger RNA, 1172 nt
Organism: Chironomus riparius
Lineage: Eukaryota; Metazoa; Arthropoda; Insecta; Diptera; Chironomidae
Source: the annotation of a GenBank genome assembly
UAGUUUUCUAUUGUAUUGUAGAAAAUUUCUUUUCUUGCAAUUAUAAAUAAAAAAAAGUGUUUAAUUAUAUUAAAAUGAAUCCUUUAUUCGCUUGUUCACGUUGUUUUAGAAAAUUCGCAUUCGAGGAAAUAUUUGCUACCUCAAAUGAAGGAGAUAUGCUGUGUGGGGAAUGUAGGACAACUAAGGCUAAAUGUAACUAUUGCAGAUCAGAAUUUCAACAGUCUGGUAAAUCAUCCAGUGUAUGUCCAAAAUGUAGUGAGAAUAUGAAAUUGUAUGGAAAACCAAAAAAUUGCAGCUUGUGUAGCAUAACUGCUGCAUUUAAAUCGGACAAGUGUCAACGAUGUUUGUCUAGUAUGAAUAAAUAUGGACCUCCUGUAAAGUGUGAAAUUUGUCAGCAAACGUGUGCAUUCAAUCGUAGUGAUUUGAGAAUUGAUGGUAAACUACAUUGUUGGCUGUGCAAAUUGUCAUACAAGAGAGCAUUGGCUAAAGCUAAAAAGUCUGAUAUAGAAAAGCAUAAAGAGCGAGCCAAAAAGAGGUCAGCAGAUGAUGGAAUUAAGUCAGGAUCAAUGAAAUUGAGCAACCAAAGUUCAUCGAAUCGAAAUAACAACGCUAAUGCCACACGAGACUUAUCUAAGGACAUGCCAGAGAAAAUUCAAAAGACUUCAAAUAGUGUAAUUGCUCCAAUUCAUCAUCAAUCAGAUCAUGUUGUCGCAUUGACACAAUUAAAGGAGCAAAUAGCAACACUUCAGAAGAAAUUGCAGCAAAAGGAUAAUCAGUUAUUACAGAAGGAUAAAGAGAUCACUGAGUGGAAAGGAAAGCAUUUUGCAAUCGAAACAGAAAUGAGAACUAGAAUGACAGAUCAAAAAAAAGUUUUUGACACAAAGUCCGACAUAAUGAAUAAAAAAAUUCAACAUCAGCAAGUUCAAAUUGCUACGUUAUCUAAAUCGACUAAACGUUCUACAAAGGAAACUGUAAAAGAACGAGAGAAGGAUAAUAGCUCCGGUACAGAUUCUCCCAACACAAAUUAAUCUGUUUAUUGUUGUCGUCACAAAAAAAAAAAUCAUAUAUAUACAUAACUUUCGUCUUAAACUUUAUUAUUUGAUUACUUCUAUCUGAUAUUAUACAAGAUAUACUUCAUGUCUUGAUUAUGAUUAUUAUUUUAUGUCAUCUCC